CCGGAGUGUGACCUGAGAAAGGAGGAGGAAGGAUGGGGUACGUGUUGAGGGUAAGAAUGGCAUCUUUCUUCGCCGGAGCUGCGACUGCUUCUUGUAUCGGCCUCUCUGUUCUCUAUAAGGAUUACAAAACCCCUCACGAAUCCAUUUCUCUCCAGGCAAAGGCUUUUCAUGACUCUCUGGAUACAAGGAUCUCUACUCUUGAAAGCUUGAGACAAAGUGAAGCUCCUCAGCUUCCUCAGACAACAACUGAUUAGUAUAUGUUUCAUACAUGGAUACACUCUGUCUUGCUGAUGAUUUUUUUUAUUUGAGGUGCUCUUUUCCAAGUUUAUGAAUAAACUUGGAAGUUCUUGUAUGACUACUGUUAUCAAACAAUUAAGUUAACGUAGUCUACAAUGCACUGAAACUUGCUGUAACACUCCGCCAUUAUAAAAAGUUUUGUUUCAGAUUA
This is a messenger RNA of Eruca vesicaria subsp. sativa (arugula), 448 nucleotides long. The record is from the annotation of a GenBank genome assembly. NCBI's taxonomy places the organism in Eukaryota, Viridiplantae, Streptophyta, Magnoliopsida, Brassicales, Brassicaceae.